Molecule: messenger RNA, 2070 nt
Organism: Symbiodinium sp. CCMP2592
Lineage: Eukaryota; Dinophyceae; Suessiales; Symbiodiniaceae
Source: the annotation of a GenBank genome assembly
AUGGGCUGGGCAAGGUUUGACGAGGAGUCGGUUAUGCAUGAACGGCGCCAAAGUCUCGCGCGGACCCAGAAAGCAAAAGCUUUGGUUAGCAAGCAGGAGGCUGUGCUGCAAGGAAUUUUGAGAAAAAUGGUAGAGGAAGACGAUGCUGGGGCCAUCUCUCCAAGCGCUUCGGAUGCGUUUUCCAAGGCUGGGAGCUCUCAGCGUUUCCGGAGCUGGUCUUCUUUCAGUCGCCACUCCCAGUCUGCUAUAACCUCUGCAUCAAUGCACGAGGCAAGCACUUUCGAUCAGCAAGCCUGGACCGUGGCCAAGCAAAUACUGACGAGACAGGAGAAGAAGCAAGCAUUCUGGAAACAGAGGAGGGAGCAUGCAGAGGAGGGGCGGCGGAAGCUCCAGCAAAGGCAGAUGGAGAGUGAGGCUGCCGAGGCGCGUCUUGCAGAAAGGCAGCGUGAAAUCACAGAGGAGCACCGUCGGCGUGCGUUUGCAGCACAGCAGAGACGAAGCGAGCAACAGAAGGUGUUCCGAGAGACUUUGCGGGAGCAGGACCGCAUUUGUGACGAAUACUACAAGAAUGCGUCACGAGGUACCCGAAGUGGCUCUCCCACUGCGCGGUCCUCUUCUCCUAGGCAGGAGAAGCCUGAAGCGCAGGCAGAUAUCCACAGGCAGAUGCUCAAGUCGCACGACAUCUACUCAGAAACUGUUGAACGAUGGCGCCAGCAAGUUGCUGAAAACGAUCGCAGAGCUGAGGCUUUCCGAAGGAGGAUGCUGAAGGCUCGCACUGGCUCCAGGGCGAAGGAGGACAAGCAUGCUAGCACAAAGAAGGAUGAGGGCCGCAAAUCCCUGAGGAAGGGUGCCCAUGCAAUGAUGGCCGCUACUGAAAAGGCUCAUGGCGACAGCCGAAGAGGGAGUGCGCACUCGUCUCAGCCCAGCCAUGAGUCUGGUGCCGUUGCCGGUGAGGAGAAGGUGCGGGGUGCUGGCGAUGCAUCUUCCUCGCUGGGGCCGCUCGGGGCCGCGGUCACAUUGCCAUGCCUGCGCGGCAGCGCCGGCAGCGGCAGCCCUGGGCAAAGCAGAGGGCUUACGCGCUCCAAAACGUGUGAGCUUUGGAAAGAGAGGUUUCAGAAAAGCCAAACAUUUUCAGAGGUGCUCGAGCAAAAAGCCCUAAGGAAACAGCAGCAGCAGGAUCGACAUCUCGAGGAGAGUCGGCGGCGCAUCGCAGCCAUUAACAAGCAGGUCAUGAUGAGGGCUGCCGACCGAAGCAAGAAGUGGAAGGAGCGCAACGAUGCAGCAGCCUCGAGGCGCCAGAUGAGCUCUGUUGCCUCCGACGCAGACAUGGUCGCAAAGCUCGCCGCCGGCGCCCGGCGGAAAGCAGCUCUGGAGCAGCAGCGAGCCGAGGAGCUUGCCGAGGCAAGCGCUUCCAAGUCGGCACAGAUUCAGAGCGCUCAGGCUCAUGCAGCUCAUCUGUUGGACAAGACAGAGAAGGAACUCGUCUCGAAAGUGCAGCACAGGGACCAGAUGGUGGCAGAGCGACAUGCCAUGAGGCUGCAGGAGUUCGCUGCGCGCGCAGAUACUGGUGGACCUUACCAAGAGCAGGCAGAAAGCGCAAAGAGCCGCAAGAAAGAACUUGAGGAGGAGUUCCGUCUAAAGGCUAUGAAGGAGAUGGAAAUGAAGUCAAGUCGACACAGAGGCGAUUCAGGGCCUGUACUCGAGCGUCAGCGUACUCUGAAAAAGACGCGACCAUUUCAGCGACAGCCCACCGAGCUUCCUCCAGACUUGCCAUUUCCGACAUCCUUGGAUUUCCCAGUUGAGCUGCCAGCCGUGGAUAUGCCUGCGGCGGCCAAGGCCAGUGCAUCACUGGGCCUGCCGCUUGCGCUGGAGUCACGGAGCUCUGAACGUGCAAGCCCAAGCCAGCACCCCCGGGGUAGCCGUGUGUCUGUCGCAUCAGCUGCGGAUAGCAUGGUGUCUGUGGAUGAUGAAGACGUGGAGAAGAACCUUCUCAAGGAUUUGGAGCAGAGAAGCUCCAACUGGAUGAAGGAGAUGAGGCGCCAGAAAGAAUCCCGGAAGAAGAUUGCCUGA